Molecule: messenger RNA, 1074 nt
Organism: Eurytemora carolleeae
Lineage: Eukaryota; Metazoa; Arthropoda; Copepoda; Calanoida; Temoridae
Product: cell wall protein DAN4
Exons: 7
Coding region: 42-1016 (324 amino acids)
Biological process (GO): proteolysis
Cellular component (GO): extracellular region
Molecular function (GO): protein binding
Source: RefSeq, a predicted model, not a curated record
GCCAGGGCUAGUUUCCAGUCUAAUGGAAAUUUUUUAGUCAAAUGGACAUCAGAAACUUUAAAGUUAUUCUCUUAACUUUUAUCUUUUACAAUAAAGUUGGUUGCAUUUCAAAAGAAUGCUAUCUGCCUGGUUUCCAAGUCAAUGGUGGAAUUAAUUUAGGUUCAAAGAGCGGAACAAGUAUUGAAGAAUGCGAUGGUUAUUGUUCUACUUUUACACUUAGUUUCUACUUCAUUUGGAAGUCAAAUGGUGACUGUACAUGCAAACGUCGGUAUUUAUUUUCAUCUACAAACCUAGCAAUUUCUUCAAUCCACAUUUCUGGAAAAUAUGACUGUACGCCUGAAGAAAUAGAAAAUGAAAUAAUUAGUCUAGAUUGUACUUCUUCAAGCUUUUGCAAAACAAAUGAUGUUCAAUUGGAUGGUGAUAUCAUAGUAGAAGUUGGAGGAGUGAAGAAUGCUGAAGCCUGUCAAUGUUUUUGUAAUGGAUACAGUGAGUGUACAAACUUUUUUUGGGAAGCAAGCGAAUCAUGCUUUCUCAAAAAAAGCUACUUUGGAGAACCUACAACAGCGCCUGGUGUCUAUGGGGUUAAAGACAAGUGCCCAAACAGCUUAACUACAACAAAAUCUACUACCACUACUACAACUACAUCUACUACUACAACAUCAACUACCACUACUACAACUACAUCUACUAUUACUAGUACAUCUACCAACACUACUACUCCAACUACAUCUACUACUACUAGUACAUCUACUACCACCACUACUACUACAACUACAUCUACAACUAUGACAACAACUACAUCUACUACCACCACUACUACUAGAACUACAUCUACAACUACGACAACAACUACGUCUAAUACUGCUCUUUCAGCUACAUCCGCAACAACAAUCACAUCUACCACUGCAACUGAAUUAACUACUACUUCUGAAACAACAACCACUGCAGCUAAGACUGCAAGACCAAGGAGAAGAUGUAGGUUUAUAACCUUGAUUUGUCCUGAAAAAUAUGCCUGAUAUUAUCAGUAUGCCAAAUAAUAUCAAAUAAUUAAUUAAAAAACUUAUAAAGUUAAAA